Molecule: messenger RNA, 1317 nt
Organism: Brassica napus (rape)
Lineage: Eukaryota; Viridiplantae; Streptophyta; Magnoliopsida; Brassicales; Brassicaceae
Exons: 1
Coding region: 1-1317 (438 amino acids)
Source: RefSeq, a predicted model, not a curated record
AUGGAGGAGUUUAUCUUUCAGAUGCCUCGUAAAUGGCAGAAACAAGGCCGUGUUAGAGGUAUUGCUCUUUCUCAGGAAAGAUUUCAGUUUAUCUUCGAUAAUGAACAUGAUCUGGUGGAAGUUUUAGAAAAAGGUGUGCAUACUUUUCAUGAAUGGGCUAUUGUUGUUGAGAGAUGGUCGGAAGUUCCUCCUCCUGAUUCACUGCAGUAUAUUCCAAUAUGGGUUCAAAUCAGGAAUAUCCCGAUCAACUAUCAAACUCAAUUGGCAAUUGAAGCGCUUGGAGAUAUAGUAGGAAAGGUUAUUGAUGUGGCUUUUGAUCCUUUGAAGGCGCGAAGCAAUGUUUAUGAAAGAGUUAAGGUUCGGUUCGACGUCUCAAGACCUCUGCGCAAAGAAAAAGUGAUAGACUUACCGAACGGUGGAAAAACUAAAGUCUUUUUCAACUAUGAAAGGAUUCAGAAGAGAUGUUACACUUGUCAGAGGUUGUCUCACGAACAGUCUGUUUGUCCGAUCACUAUUCAGAGGAGUCAAGUUGAAGCAGAUUCAAGAAGAGCUGGCCAGAGUAUUAUGAAGAAAAAGUCGAACGUAAUUCUUUUGGAAUCUGAUCCGCUGUUUGGUGUUUUGGAGGAAAAUCAGGUUGGUAUUAAUCCUAAUACUAGUAAACCAAGAAUUGCUCCAGAAGUUUUGGAAGAAAUGAGGCAAUAUCUGUUAGUGGCACCAGGUGAAGAAAGAAUUAUCAGAGAGGAGAGAGUCAAAGCUUCGGUCAGAGAAGUUGAAAAUGAUCCGAUCCUAAGGAAAUCUGCCUUGAGUUUAGAUCUUGUACCGGCUGUGACAAGAGACUUACAGAGAGGCAAAGGAUUAGUCUUUGAUUACCCAGUUGAAAAUUCUAUGUCUCCUCUGUUUGAACCAAGACCGCAAGGUGAAAAACUUUUAGCUGCUUCUAUGAGAGCUAACCCUGCAUUUGAAGGGAGGCCGGAGAUUAUAUCAACAAGAGUUCAGCAGGUUGGUUUCUCUCAAUCAUCAGCUUCAUCGUCUUCUUUGAGUGGUUCUACGGGGUCUAGAUUGAAAUCUUUUGAUCUUAAUCUUUCCGGGACCUCCUCAAAGAAGACCAGCAUCAGGAAAAGGCCGGGAAAAAAUAUGAGGAAGAUGAAUGCUAAUGCUUGCCAAGAGGAAAAUAUCCAAAUUUCUCUAAAAGAUGGAAUGAUAAUUGGAAGUGUGGAGAAAAGGAAAGCGGUUGAUCAGAUGGGUGGAGUUCCCAAAGCUGCAAAGCAAAUAACUCAAAAGGCGGUCCCGAAGGAGGGACUGUCCAAAGAUCAAUGA